CGUGUUGGGAGGAACUACAAUUCCCAGAAUGCAGUCGGUCAGAUUUGUAUCUAAGUCGCCAUCAUCAUCUCUUCAAUCCACUGAUUACAAUAAAGCAUUCACACCCUUCUACACGUUCAAUUUUAAUUCGUUGUACAGUAUAACGAUCAGCGUUAGUUUUUCCGUGAGCAGAUAGCUGGCGGGGCUCGGUUAUUCGCCCGGAUCCAUUUCAGAGCAGAACCUGGAGCCGGACUGGAUUAAUCGUCGGAUCCGGCGCGACCGUUAAACUGGCAGCGUUCGAGAGUUUGGACCGUGGGGACGGUGAUGGAGUUGUCACCGCUUAUCAAGAAAUUGGGUCAUCAGCUUGUGGAAAUUAGAGUUCGAGCGUUGAAGAAUAUUUUGUGCAAAAUUGAUCAUGGUUUGGUUUCUGUUGUUGAUCUGGCUCAAGAAAAAAACCUUUUCAUUCGACUUCUGGAAUGGUUCAACUUUCCAACUGUUCCAAUGCAAGAAGAAGUACUCUCACUAUGUAAUCAUCUUGUAAAACACUCUUCAGUUGCCCAAUUAUUUCGAGAAAUUGGAGCUUUGGAAUUUCUAGCACAAUUGCGAUCCAAUGUGGAGCCAAAGUUACAAGCAUGCAUCGAUGAGAUUAUGGAUGAUCUGUUCAGACUGCCAGAUACGAUUGUUGAUGUGCCACCUAUUGCCUAUCAGUCACAACCUCUGAAAUCCUCUGAUGAUAAAGCUAUACCACCUGUAACAUUCGAAGAAGAAAUGGUCGGUUACUUUCAGAAAAGCAGCUACAGUCAAAUAAAUGAAAGCAGAAGUUUGCCUCAGAAAGCAAUUGUUAAUGAUACAGUGAAAUGCCUGAAGUAUUCCACCUUUCCUUGGUUGACACUGACUAUGACAGACAGACAUGUUCUUUCAUCAACUGCAAGCUCUUUGAAAAGCAGUAAUCACACCUUGGUUCGCAAUACGUGUGAACUUCUGCAAGAUGUUAUAAUGCAGGAUUUUCCUGCUGAGAUCUUCCUUCAGCGUCCAAAGAUCGUCCAGAACCUUCUUUUGAUGACAAAAUUGGCAUUUGGUGGAGAUGGAACACAAUAUUUAGCAAAACAAGCUGUAGGUUGUUUGACCCAACUGUCUGUCUAUCUACAAAGAAGACUAAACUUCCACAGGGAUCCCAGCUUCUUUUCUGCAAAACAAGAUUUACUUUCACAGCAGUCUUCUGUGGCCUAUUCUCAGGAAACAAGGGGGACACACAUUUCCCAAAAUCCCUCUUUUAGAAGUACCAGUCCGAGACCAUCUGUCAUUGGACGAACUGUUCACCCCCCCCCCCCCCCCCCAGAUUUACUUUCACAGCAGUCUUCUGUGGCCUAUUCUCAGGAAACAAGGGGGACACACAUUUCCCAAAAUCCCUCUUUUAGAAGUACCAGUCCGAGACCAUCUGUCAUUGGACGAACUGUUCAGCGUCCCAGAGGAGAUGGCCAAGAUGGUGAUGCAGUAUCGUCAAGGGCUUAUAUUUGUUUGGAAUGCACAGCACUUAAUUUUAUUGGAGUCUCAGGAAAUUUAAUUCAGAAUUUCCUAAUUAAUAUGCCAGAUCUUCGUUAG
This is a messenger RNA of Chiloscyllium plagiosum (whitespotted bambooshark), 1581 nucleotides long. NCBI's taxonomy places the organism in Eukaryota, Metazoa, Chordata, Chondrichthyes, Orectolobiformes, Hemiscylliidae. The record is from RefSeq and is a predicted model, not a curated record.